Molecule: messenger RNA, 1878 nt
Organism: Chara braunii
Lineage: Eukaryota; Viridiplantae; Streptophyta; Charophyceae; Charales; Characeae
Source: the annotation of a GenBank genome assembly
GCGGCAGACACAUACACACACACUCUGUCACACACACACACACACACACACACACACACACACACACACACACACACACACACAGAGAGAGAGAGAGAGAGAGAGAGAGAGAGAGAGAGAGAGAGAGAGAGAGAGAGAGAGAGCACUGAACAAUACGCACGUGAAAAUGUUGAAGCGGCCAACGGUAUGGUUGGUUACUGCGCUCAGCCUGGCCGUGUUAAUUGUUCAUUGGGCAUAUCGAGAUCUGCCGGGAUGGGAUCCCCCCAAUGUUCGUAAGCGGCUGCUCGCUGAAGACGAGGUAGAGCCGAAAGUCCCAAGUGAAACACGUACAGCGGCUGCUGCUCCUGCUGCUGACGAUGGAGAUGACGACAAUGAUCAAUUUCCAUACGUCAUCCAAUCCGAGAUGCGAAGGAGGACGAUAUCCAAAACAGAAGAUUCGGAGGAAGCUACGACUGAAGAUUCAGAGGAAACUACUACUGAAGAUACCGAGAAAACUGCAACUGAAGAUUCUCAUGAGACCACUGAAGAUUCUGAAGAUGCUGAAGAAACUAGCAGUGAAGAUUCAGGGCAAACUUCUCCCGAAGAUUCUUCAGCUCCUGAACAUUCUACCGACUCGGAUAAGCCAGUGACCGAGAACCGCGCGGACAAUGCUUGGGGCGAUGAUGGGCCCGCGGAGAAGACUCCAGUGUCCUCUCAACCCGCCUCCACUGACCGGGGGUUGAAGGGGGAGUCUCAGAGUUCCCCCCCCGCGCCCCAGCUGCUGCUCUCGGGGGGAAAUUCGUCGCUUGGUCCGAUUGAGGACGAGAGUUGGUGGGAAGAGGAGAAAGGGGAGGUGGAGGGGUGCACGACCGCCUACGCUCUCAAGCCCUUUCUCGAACGACUGGCUGUGAACGGGACGAUCGUCAUCUGCACCAUGAACUGGGGUUUUCGCGCGCUUUCCGUUAAUUGGUUGAUCUCGGUGGACAAAUUAGGAAUGUCGGACAACGUGCUGGUCUUCGCGGAGGACGUGGCUUCUUGGCGGCUGGUGGAGACGCGCUGGCCAGGCCAUGCGGUGCUCCUGUGCCGCAGCGCGCCGAGCGGGAGCCGCCCAUCUGAUUCCGCGUCGGCCACAGCAGCGCGCAGCUCCAAGCCAGCGGGCGGGGUAUCGAGCGAUUUCCCGAGGGAGUUGGGCGUUCAGAACUGGAACUCGGAAGGGUACGGGAAGGUCGUGAGAGGGAGGCCUAAUUACAUCCUGGCCUGCUUACGUCACGGAUACUCUGUGCUUUACUCUGACGUGGACACCAUCUUCGUGAAGAACCCGAUCCCAUUCAUCGCGGGACAAGCAGGAGGAGAAGGAGGAGGAGAAGGAGGAGGAGGAGAAGGAGGAGGAGGAGAAGGAGGAGGAGGAGGAGGAGGAGGAGGAGGAGAGGAGGGGGUGGAGGGGGAGAGAGACAUGAUAGGAAGGGGAGGGAGCAUAGUUGGAGGGGAUUCUUCUUCGCAGGCAAGGUCGUUGAGAGGAGGAGGAGGGGUGGUCGAGAAGCGUUGGGAGGGAGAGAAAGAGGAGGGGGGGACUGCGAUGUAGAUCGGGAUCUUGAUGGAGCUGGCGCUUGGGAUGGUCCAUUGCGUGAUGAGAUGUUUAAUGGGCUUAAUUGCCUUCCGCGUGCGUCGCGGUGGAAGGAAUUGAACGUGUGCACGUAUUUCCUCUCCUUCCGACCGACCCGGCUGUCGAUGCACCUCAUGCGCCAAUGGAUACGUCGAAUGCGGUCACCCUCGGAGGGGUCAUCCGGACUGGCCCGCCAGAAUCAGCCGCCGUUGAGGAGAUGAGGAUGGAGAAGAAGAGAGCCAACGACUCCAUUGAUAUUGACGUGGAUUUCAGGUUCCGAAUACYGCCGAACAAGU